Rhipicephalus sanguineus (brown dog tick) is the source of this 6898-nucleotide messenger RNA. RefSeq names its product 85/88 kDa calcium-independent phospholipase A2. Gene Ontology annotation, biological process: lipid metabolic process; positive regulation of ceramide biosynthetic process. The transcript has 17 exons. Lineage: Eukaryota; Metazoa; Arthropoda; Arachnida; Ixodida; Ixodidae. Gene Ontology annotation, cellular component: mitochondrion. The coding region runs from base 165 to 2672 and encodes 835 amino acids. The record is from RefSeq and is a predicted model, not a curated record. Gene Ontology annotation, molecular function: protein binding.
GGCCUAGUGACGCUCGGGCCGCCGCCGGCGACCCGAGUUGACAUUCGAACACGGCCAACGUAUGUGUAAAUUCUCAGCGUUAAUCUCGUUCUGCAGUGUUUCACGCACCCCUGUCUGACUGUAUGAAGCAGCGGCUGUGACAAAAUAUCAGUCCGGCAAGAGGCAUGGCCUUCCUGCGUGGAUUUUUGGACAACCUGAGGUCCAAUCGCAUGGAGCCAGAGCCUAACAAGGUGAUAGAGGUGAAACCGGACGAGUAUGCCCUCUGCAACAUCCUUGCCCGCGAAGACUCGCUGGUGCUAUACCAGUACCCGCCCAGCACACCGGUCACCGAGGACUCCGCCUCGUACGAUGUGGUGCUUCACAAAGACAUCACACGAUCCCCUCAUGCGGCCUUCAGCCUUCUGCGCACCAAGGACCAAGUGGCGGCCGAGGUUUGCUUCAUGCUGCUCAAGGACAAGCUGCCCCUGCUGCUCGAGUGCGUGCCCGACAUGCUCACCAAGGAGCUGGUGCAGGAGGUGGUUCAGCUGGUGCGCUCAAACCACACCUGGAACCUGGCACACCUGGCCGCCCACCUGGGGCUCGUCGACUGCUUCAAGAAUGCUCGAGUAGCCGCGCAAAUAUCGGAGUGUGCCCAAGACACCCUCGUAACACCCCUGCAUGUAGCAGUUCGCGCCCAGAAGCUCAACUCUGUCCAAGUUCUCAUGUCCAUGGAUGCUCCACUCCACCUGAUCGACCACAACGGUGACACCAUCUACCAUGCCGCCGCUGUCACCACCAAGGAGCUCAUCAAGGCGCUCGGUUCAAGGCCUGCCCCAGUUGCUGUCAUCAACCAGGUCAACAACGAUGGCUACACCCCUCUCCAGCUGGCAUGUCUCACAGACAAGCCAGAGUGUGUCCGCGAGUUGCUGAAAGAGGGCGCGGACGUCAACUCUGCCUCUGUUAACCUGGCCGAUCGAAACAACAGCACGUGCCUCGGGCGAGACAACGUUGAGCAGAACGUCCACAAUUUCCAGAUUGAGGACAUGAAGCACGGUGGCACUCCGCUUCACUGGGCCAAAACCACACAGUGCCUGGAGACCAUGAUUGAGCUCGGCUGUGACCUGGAUGCCAAGAACUUCCAGGGGAACACAGCAAUGCACAUCAUGGUUGCCAGAGGCCGGCUCAACUGCGUCAUCAGCCUGCUCAGCCACGGUGCCAACGUCAAUGCCGUCGGGAGUGAUGGCGAUUCGCCUCUGCACGUAGCCGUGCGGGUGGCGGUCCCCAACCAUGAAAACUGGUCUAUAUUUCUCGAGCAGGUUGUUAAGGGCAACAAGAAGGCUCGGCAAAAGGCUGAGCCUCCCAAGAGUGACGUGUCGCUGAUUCACGCGCUGAUUGUGUUCGGGGCGGACGUGAACCAGCGGAAUCAGAAGGGCGAGACGGCACGCCACCUAGCCGCUACGUCCAAGCUGAACAAGAAGGACGUUGUGCUGUACACUCUGCACGCAGUCGGGGCGCACCGCUGUGAGCAGGAACGUGGCUGCAGCGAUGGCUGCAGUCCUACUGGUACCUUCGAUGGUGUCCCGCCUGACAAACCGGACUUCAUACGGCCACCUCGCUUGUACGACGAGUUGAUGGGGGCGUCCAUAGUGCGGGAGGCGGUGCAGCGACGGCUGCAGGAGCGGCGUGAGGGGCGACCACAGUCGCGCAGUCGCGUGUUGUGCCUAGACGGGGGCGGCAUCCGUGGGCUCAUCAUCAUCCAGAUGCUGGUUGCCCUGGAGACCAUCGUUGGUCAGCCUAUCCUGGACUGCUUUGACUGGGCGGCCGGCACCAGCACUGGCGGAGUCCUGGCACUUCUGCUGGCACGAGGAAAAACGCCGCGGCAGUGCCUUCAGCUCUACUUCAGCCUUAAAGACAAGGUGUUCACGGGUACACGACCACACGAUGCCGACUCUUUAGAAAAAUUCCUCCAGCGCGAAUUGGGCGAGGACACUGUGAUGACGGACAUCAAGCACCCCAAGUUGAUGAUCACGGGCGUGCUUGCAGACCGACAUCCAGCAGCACUGCACCUCUUCCGCAACUACGACUCACCGAAAAAGAUCCUCGGAGUCGCGGAGGACGAGUCCGAGUUUCCAUCGUGCACGCCACCACAUGAACAGCUGGUAUGGCGAGCGGCACGAGCGUCGGGAGCGGCGCCCACCUACUUCCGGCCGUUUGGCCGCUUUCUCGACGGUGGGCUCAUCUCCAACAACCCAACCUUGGACGCCAUGACGGAAAUCUGCGAGUACAACGAGGCCCUCAAGGCAACGGGCCAGGUGGACAGGGUUCGCCCCCUAGGCGUUGUCGUGUCCCUAGGCACCGGCAAGGUGCCUGUGGUGCCAGUGACGGUCAUUGACAUGCUGCACAUGGGCACGGGCAUCCUUGGAGCUGCCAAGAUGGCCUUUGGAGCCAAGGCACUCGGACAGCUCAUCAUUGACCAGGCCACGCAAGCCAAUGGCCGGCUUGUGGACCGGGCACAGGCCUGGUGCCACACGAUCAACGUGCCCUACUUCCGCCUCAACGCCCCAAUAUCUGCGGACGUGUGCCUCAACGAGACCGACAACAAGCUGCUUGUUCGGGUGCUCUGGGAGACUCUAGUCUACAUGCGAGCUCGUCGCGCCGAACUCGAUGAGCUCGCCGAACUUCUUCGGCCCUGAGCAACGUUGAAGAGCAACGGACGCUCAAAAUCCCGUUCCAUCCCGCGGUGCGACCGCCUCUGGCGCCAAGGCCAGCUGCACGACAGCACGGCAGGUGCAAGAACAGAAGGGCAGCAUAAUUGCCUUCGGCCCUUCUGACCCAGGCAUCACCAGUUUUGGCUGCUAAGCAGUCAGUUCAAUGCUAGGGUGCCACUUGGGCUGUUGUCUCAAAUUACGUAAAUUUAUCGUUUGUUAUGUAAUUAUAUGAAGAAAUUAACUAAUUCGUCAUUUAUUUCUAUUUUGCGAUGUGAUAAGCGUAUAGCUAGUAAUGUAAUUUUUUGUACAGCACCUGCGUUUACAUACAUGUUAUCCUUUUGUCUGCGUUUAGGUGUGAUUUCGAGCUUCUUAGCUCACUGCAUGUAAAAUUCCACAGAACAGUGUUCCGAGUUUUUAGUUAUGAAAUGCUCUUCGAGUCCCUGGUUCAUACACUCUCUACAGUUCCACAAUACUGUACAAUCUGUACAUCUAAGCAAGUCUUGCGCUGUGAGUCGAUACAUAGUUUAGUUUUGCUUUCACUGUUUAUUGCGUACGAAGAUUCUUGAAAUGGUGUCUGAAUGUGCCUCAGCAGAUCUCAAGAAUUAUUUGCAUUUAUUUUUUCAAAAUAAAAGUAGAUGUGACGUAGGCAAGUUUCUCAGCGAGGUUGUUUAUUACAAUGCCUUCUUUUCAACGUGUCACAGCUAGCUCUGGGCAAAAAUCUAGACUUGCACAUCUGCAAAACUUUGCUGUGCCAAGCACAUGCUGUCUGCAACUGUUUUUGCGGUGGCAAUUAGAAGGAAGCACACAUUCAAUCAGUGGCAGCCCACUUCUGUACUGGCUUGUUGUAAGGCUGUGUUAUGCGACUUGCAUUCAAACUAGCAUAACACAAGGCUUUAAUGCAUAGUGGCAGUUUGAAAGGUUAAGGGACACAUGCAGACUGGAAAAGCACUGAAAUCGGCACUUGUCCUGUGUGUAUUGUUUCUUGUUUAAUUUUCAGUGCCUACCAUGUCUGUAUGUGUCGCCUGUUUAAUCUUCUGCGCUGCCAUGAUGCAUGAAUGUUCGAAUGACCAACUAGCCUUGUUUGUUCACUAUAACCUUUAAGCUUCUCUUGCUACAUAGAUGGGCUUCAACUGAAGUAAUGUCUUUUAAUAUCAUCUGCCAUGCCUAUGAGAUAUGGCAACUCCCGCAUGCUGCAGCAAUGCUAAGGUUGAAUGCAAUCAGCCAUGAAAGUUCACUGAGCUGAGAAUUGAAGUGUGAAUUACUUGCGACACACUUGCUCUAGAAUCAUGAAAUAUUAUAACUCUCGCUUCUUGUUAAGUGCACCCCCGUAUUCAGUUAAGGCCGACUGCUUCAUUUCAACUUAGAUAUUACCACAAUCAGAAUAUCCAAGCACUCCCAGUACCUGGUGUCUGAUUUGCAUAAGAAGUUGGCAACAGUAAAUGGCUUGGUAUGCCAACUCCACACAUUACAAGAACAAGGCAGAAAAAAGUGCAAAUUCACUGGAUGGUCUUUCGUCCAUUGCAUUAAACCUCACAUACAAAAUUUCUGAGACAUUUUUACAGUUGCUAGGAAACACACAAGUGCUGUACAAAACUGCCUUUCAUUAUUUUAUGCAUUUUAUAUGGCUCAGCUUAUGUAGCGUGCCUCGCAGAUACUUGUAGACGUAGGUCCAAUUUUUAUGUGUGGUGGUGGUACUCUUGCCAUUUAGAGCACAAGUGUGGCUGCCUUGGCACGAACUGCACAUGCUAUAGCAAACAUCUUUCUAGAAUUGCUGCGAAAAACUUUGCCUUAGUUAUUGCUGUAUGGUACCUUUCAACAAAUGGUUCUUGUGAAUGCUGUCGCUCAUGCAAGAAGUUGCCUUCAUGCUUUUAUGGACGUAUGUACUAUUUUCACUUAGUAGCUUGUCUGGUAUUUACACCUAGCAGGUGUUUGUCUUUCUUGGGUAGCUCCGUCCGCUUUCUCUGAAGCUUGCAGUUUUUUACGUGAGCAGUCUCUGACUGCCAGACAAACCAUUAUUAUUAGUAGUAUUUCUUUUUUUCUGGAGGCAUCUUGAGAGCACUGCCACAUGGCAGGAAUUGUGGCCAAGUUUAGCUGAACUCAGCAAAUUUCACACAGGUACUAGCUUCCAGUACUGACACAGGCAUUAAAUCCUUGUACUACAUGGUUUCUCUCCAUAUACUAACAAGUACUAAUAUAACAAAUUAUUGGUUAUAAUAAAGUAAAUGAGGGAUAGUCUUGCCAUUGGAACAGUGUUAUGAUUAUAUGUCUACAACGAAUUUUCAAAUGCAACAAAGCUGUUUUCGUGUCAGAUGGACUUUGUUAUGACAAGGUUUAGGUGGAUCGUGCAUCAUAUGCACUAUCAUUUGAUGUCAAAAAAGGCUAUGAAGGAGAUAAAAAGAAAAUUUUGGAAAUUGAAUUAGCCUAGGUGCACUAUCAUGUUCAACACUAAGUGCGUGUGAGCCUUCACAGCAGCAAAGUGAUUACUCUGUCCACGGUUACUCAUGAAGCAAGGAAACAAGAAUUUGGCGUUAGUACUCUUUUAAAGGAUGUUUAUGCUUUAAUGGUGCUGUUCAGCAUGCUAGAGUGAACACAUGUACAGUUUUAACUCAAUUUUCAUGCCUCUGCUUACACGUUUCCCAGAUACAUUUUGCUGUAGGUCUGCAUUUGCAGGGUUACCGAGAGACCAGAUUUUUCAGACCUUACUCUAGUAUGCAGUUCUGUAUGGGCAGGGGUGUACAUAGGAAGUGAUACUACUAUGCUAAGUUUGCAGAGUUCCAAGCUUCGGCAAGUUUGUAGCAUGCAUGGCUAUUUCAUUUGACAGGCUGAGGUGGUCUCAAGCACACUCUGUACUUGGAUGUGUGCUGAAGUAACAAGAUGGUGACUUGGGCUAGCUGGUAGACGUUCAUGUUUAAAAACUAGUUUGAAGCGCACCGAAGACGCGGACAACGGAAGUGGACAGGACAGCACUUACACUCACAAAUGAUUUUUAUUAGUCAGAAAAAACCAUAUAUAUGCAUAACAGCAGCAGGGCACAACAAAUAAAGCAUUUGUGUCAGGAUUACCACAAUAUUUUUUAUGCUACAUAUCAUUUAAUAGUAAUCACAAUCACUACGCGUCUAGAAUCGUAUUUUGUGUAUCUGCUUUAUACACGUUUUUUCUGACUAAUAAAGAAUCAGUUGUGAGCGUAAUCGCUGUCCUAUCCACUUCUAUUGUUCCGCGUCUUCGGUGCACUUGAGACUAAUUUUUAAACGUGUUGACGUGGUCUUGUUGUGUUACGCUGGGCAAUUCACAUACCCAUCAGAGAAAUAUAUCUGCCUGAAAUGUAAGUGACCCCUUAUGCACCAAAUAAAGCCUUGGUAGCUUUAGUACCACUCAUUAUGAAAUACUAAGCAUUCUGCUCCCAAGCUUUUCUGCUUUGAUGUGAUUGAUAGAGCCACAGGGUUGUUACGAAUGUGUAACGGAGCAUGCAAAGAAUUUUUACACGUUGAGAAAUGCUACGCGUGGUCCACUGUUGCCAUGACUUGCAUUAUUUAAUAUAAUGGCCUCUUGCAUAAACAUUACGAGGCUUGACACUUGUUGUGGUAGUGCUGCUUUCGUUGUGCCUAUUUUAGCUCGCGUGGCUAUGCAGAUUGAACAUUUCGAUCGUGCAAUUAGUAUUGUCCCGAAAUCUCGUGUAACAAUGGUAACUCGCAACAUAUUAGUUGGUAGGGCUCUCGUGGGAACACGUAAAAUUCCAUGUACUACAAGCGUGUGGGAACUCCGGUUCGGCGAAAGCAUCAGCUGCGAAACACAACUCUACUGUGAUAUGUACCGCACUGACUACUCCUCUGCCGGUGCUCGAUUAACUACACAAGCUUCGCAGCUGCGGAAUAUUUGUGGCCUAGUUAGAGCAACAUGUUACUUUGCUAAUCUCGAGUUUCAUAGUGGCCUGUAUUAAAUGUGAUUCGUUUGCAGAUCUGUUUAUUACGUGGUAUGCACAUUCACACCCCGACCAAUGCCGUGUGUUCGUGUAUACAUCUUUAUUCAUAUCAGGUACGUACAUAAAAUGUAUAACAUGUGCAGCACACAACGACGAGUAUCUACAAGUGCAACAAGAGUUGCUAGAUGUGUUUGCAAAGUUCAGAAAGAUGCAAAUGACAUUGUAAAGCAAAGUAAAGGUUUUGCUUACAAAAUGCUAUACAAAACAAGCACAGGCUCGAUGAAAUGCUUUC